Molecule: messenger RNA, 3491 nt
Organism: Pelmatolapia mariae (spotted tilapia)
Lineage: Eukaryota; Metazoa; Chordata; Actinopteri; Cichliformes; Cichlidae
Gene: pank4
Product: pantothenate kinase 4 (inactive)
Exons: 19
Coding region: 12-2360 (782 amino acids)
Biological process (GO): coenzyme A biosynthetic process
Cellular component (GO): nucleus; cytosol
Molecular function (GO): pantothenate kinase activity; ATP binding
Source: RefSeq, a predicted model, not a curated record
AAUUACCGACCAUGGCGGAAUGUGGUCGAGUUGACAGCAACACAAGUCACACCAUGGAUAAAAGCAUUACUCUUCCUCCCGAUGAAAUCUUCCGCAAUUUGGAAAACGCAAAGCGCUUCGCCAUAGAUAUCGGUGGCUCUUUGACAAAGCUGGCUUACUACUCAACCGUCCAGCACAAGGUGGCCAAAGUGCGAUCAUUCGACCACACUGCAAAGGAGGCUGCUGGUGACAAGCUGUAUGAAAUAUCAAUGCAGGAGGAGGUGACAGCACGCCUGCACUUUAUCAAGUUUGAAAAUGCUUACAUCGAAACAUGCUUGGACUUCAUUAAAGACCAUCUAGUUAACACUGAAACCAAAGUUAUCAAAGCCACAGGUGGAGGGGCACACAAGUUCAAAGAGCUAAUCGAGAGGAAACUGGGACUCAAAGUGGACAAAGAGGAUGAGAUGACAUGCCUCAUCAAGGGCUGUAAUUUUGUACUGAAGAACAUACCACACGAGGCUUUCGUGUACGCCAAGCAUGCCGACUCAGAAUUCCGCUUUCAGACGACUAAUCCAGACAUCUUUCCUUACCUGCUGGUAAACAUCGGCUCCGGGGUGUCCAUAGUUAAGGUUGAAUCAGAGGACAAAUUUGAGAGAAUAGGAGGAAGCUCAAUAGGUGGAGGGACAUUCUGGGGACUUGGGGCCCUUCUCACCAAAACAAAGAGAUUUGACGAGCUGCUACAGUUGGCCUCGAAAGGUCAGCAUGCAAGUGUUGAUAUGCUUGUUAAAGAUAUCUAUGGAGGAUCAUACGGAUAUUUGGGCCUGACUGGAGAUCUUAUAGCGAGCAGUUUUGGGAAGUCUGCUACUGCCGACAAAGAGUUUUCUAAAGAAGACAUGGCCAAGAGUUUACUCCAUAUGAUCAGCAAUGACAUCGGGCAGCUGGCCUGUCUUUAUGCCAAGCUUCACAACCUGUCCAGAGUGUAUUUUGGAGGCUUCUUUAUUAGAGGACACCCUGUUACCAUGCACACAAUCACCUAUAGCAUCAACUUCUUUACCAAGGGUGAAGUUCAGGCCUUGUUUUUGAGACAUGAAGGUUAUUUGGGAGCCAUUGGAGCCUUUCUUAAAGGAGCAGAGGAAGACAAUCCAAACCAGUAUAGUUGGGGUGAGAAUUACGCAGGUAGCUCAGGUCUGAUGAGCGUUUCUCCUGACAUGAAUCCUAUGCAACGUGCUCGUAGUGGAACGUUUGACAUGUUGGAGAUGGACCGUCUGGAGAGGCAACUGGUGAACCUGCCUCUGCUGCAAGACCCUUCCUCUUACAUCCCUGACACUGUGGACCUCACAGAGGAUGCUCUGGCCCGUGAAUACUGGCUAUACUGCUUCGAAGAGGCCUUAGAUGGGGUGGUUAAGAGAGCUGUAGCGAGUCAGCCUGACAUGCCGGAGGCAGCCCUGCGUGCUGAGAAGUUCCGUCAGAAAUACAGACACAAGCUUCAGACCCUUCGUCAACAGCCAUUUGCUUAUGGAUCCCUCACUGUCAGAAGUCUGUUAGACACGAGGGAACACUGUUUAAACGAGUUCAACUUUCCUGAUCCCUACUCUAAGAUUAAACAGAGGGAGAAUGACGUUGCUCUCAAGUACUAUCAAAAGGCAGUGAAGUCCUUGGAUGAGCUGAGCUGGGAGGAGAAACAGUUUGCCCUAGUCCGGGGUGUCCUGGCUGGGAAUGUCUUUGACUGGGGAGCCAAGGCUGUGUCAGACGUCCUGGAAUCUGACCCCGAGUUUGGGUUUGAGGAGGCUAAACGACAGCUGGAAGAGCGGCCAUGGCUCGUUGAUUCCUAUGACCAGUGGCUUGAAAGACUAAAGGGUCCUCCUCAUAAGUGUGCCUUGUUUUUCGUAGAUAAUAGUGGAGUAGACAUCAUUCUAGGGGUGAUGCCUUUUGUAAGAGAGCUUCUCUCUCGAGGAACAGAGGUGGUAUUGGCCAGCAACUCUGGUCCAGCUCUGAAUGACGUAACGAAUGGUGAACUGCAGAUACUGACAGAAAGAAUUGCUGCUAUGGAUCCCGUCAUUGAGGCUGGUCUGAGAGAAGACAGGUUGCUGCUGGUGCAGAGCGGUUCCAGUUCUCCGUGUUUGGAUCUGAGCCGUCUGGACAAAGUUUUGGCGAUGGUUGUGCGGGAGCGGCAGACCGACCUGGUGAUCAUCGAGGGAAUGGGUCGUGCCAUUCACACCAAUUACUACGCCAUGCUCAGCUGUGAGAGCCUCAAGAUGGCAGUUAUCAAAAACUCGUGGCUGGCCGACCGACUGGGGGGAAAACUGUUCAGCGUGGUCUUCAAGUAUGAAGUACCAGCCGGGAAACCAAACAAGGACUGCGGUGCUUUUUCUCCUUCCUGAAUGUGACAGAAGCGGUUUGAGUUGAAGCUCUGAAUGUAAGGAGGAUGAUCGUAUACUGCCACUGAGUGAACAACCGAUUUUAACGCUGACUGUUAAAAAUGUAUGUGGGUUUUUAAGGGUGAUCAUUAAUUGGGAGAUUUGUAUGUUUCAUUUUAAAGUCGACUUUUGGCUUCAUGAACAUAUUGCUUUCUUGCACAUCCAUCAAGUUUUCUGUUUAAUCAUAUCAUAGCUAUCAGUACUACCAGUUUAUCUACAAAGCUUUUAUUUUGAAAAUGUGAGCCUGUCAUUCCCAACAUGGCUGUGUACAUCUAAGGGAUUUGACUUUUUGGCUAGAUAGAGACAGCAGCAGGAAUAAUUACAGCUUUCAGUGGUGAGACGUAUUUAAUGUGCCUUAAGGUUGAUGUGAUUUCACUCACUCAGUUUUGCAUUUAAUUCCUGUUGUAGGUGUCAUGUUACACAAAUGUCAGUUUUUUCCAGCACUCUCAGGCCAUAGUCAAAGAAAAACUCACGUUUCUUUUUAUGACAUUCACUCCACUAAUCGAAUUGAAAUUAAGAAUCACUGUCAUUGUCAUUUAUGUAGCUGUUGAUGUGGAAUCAGGGAAGAUCAGCUUGAUCAGUGGGAGAAGCAGCACUUUAUCACAGCAAUUCAAGAAACCUACAGUGUUCCUCCACAAGGUGGCAGUAUUCUACUGUGAUGUAGAUUUUUAGUCUUUAAGUCUUUCCAAAGGUGCUUGGUGUCAAAAUUAACACAGCAUAUUUCAGGUUCAGUAAACUGUAAGCAUCACAUGGAACUUGAUGUCACUGAGCUGGCUGUGGCAUGAGUCCAUGCAUUCACUGUAAUUACCUGGCAUGUACAAAUACACACUGCAAUCCAUCCCAGAGUCAAAAGAUAUUUGUUUUAAGGCAAUAAUAUGGCAGCUUCUAGUUGUAACAAACAUCAAACCUGAUGUGAAGUGGUUUAUUGUAUUGUUAACUUCAUCACAAAGGUCUAAAUUCAAGGCAGGCUCUGAUUAAAAAAAUUCUUGGUAUGAAAAUAUCUCCCAAAGUCACAGUUGCUUCACUUGUGUACUCAUAUUGCAAUAUUGUAUUUUUCAUUUGUACAUAUAUGUGAUAUACAAUUGUGUGUGUGUG